Messenger RNA from Aphidius gifuensis, 744 nucleotides. RefSeq lists its product as uncharacterized. Lineage: Eukaryota; Metazoa; Arthropoda; Insecta; Hymenoptera; Braconidae. The record is from RefSeq and is a predicted model, not a curated record. The transcript has 2 exons. The coding region runs from base 145 to 744 and encodes 199 amino acids.
CAACAAACCACAUCAAAACGAAAAAUAACCGACAAGAAUUCUGCCGGUGUUUUUUUUUUCUUGACUAAAGAUUCUAUUGUGCAGCUUUUAUUUACUGAUUGUAAUUCAUUUUGUCAAUACAUCAAAAAAAAGCAGUGUAUCGUGAUGGAAGAACAAAAGCAAUCACCAGGAAUGAAAUUAGAUUUUGCAAUUUUCGAAAUUGGAUGUGAUUUAAUAACCAUUAAUGAUGCUGAUAAUGAAAUUGUACAAUCAUCAAUUGAUAAAAUAAAAAAUGUUACAAUACUUGCAUUGAUGAAAGAAGGAUAUGCUGUUGUUGAUUUUACAAUACCAAUUGAACCAGUUAGUAUAAAGUGUCUUCUUGAUGUUGCUGAAAUAUCAUUGUUGAAAAAAUCUCAAGUAUUCAAGAUCAAUAAUAAUUCAUUUCUCAAAAUUGAUUACGUCAUUCAAAAUUGUGUCAUCAGAGAAAAAGGUCUGGAUCUUGCUUCUCUUAUUGAAAUGACAAAUCUCAAUCCAAUUGAUAAUACUAAUGACACAACAUCAACAACAUCAGAUGAUAAUCAAAUUAAAAAUGAUAGUGAUGAUGUAGUGUUUUGUGUUGAUUCAACAGAUUCAAGUGAUUCAGAUGAUAAUUUAGUCAUUGAUUGUCUUGAUAGCUAUGACAAAUCAUCCAGCACCAAACCAAAAGUCAUUAAGUAUUUGUACAAUCCAAAGACUUCUUCAUAUUUUUCAUUCAACUUUAUGUAA